AUGGAAACGCGCUGGUCUGUGAGACUUAGUCAGAUGACCACCACCAACGAGACGACAACCAAACCGGUGGUGCCGAAGGAUAGCAAAGAUGCUACCAAGAAAACCAAGAAAACCAAGAAUGAAGUUGAGGAGCUCAGCGAAGAAGAUCAAAAGUUGAAAGAGGAACUAGAGCUUCUGGUUGACAUUCUGGGCGAGUCCAACGAGAAAUUGUACCCUGAUGCCCUGGAGCGCCUCAAGAACGCCAUCAGGACCUCAACGUCUAGUAUGACUGCAGUGCCUAAACCACUCAAGUUUUUACGCCCCCACUACGACCGUAUCAUGUCAAUUUAUGAUAAAUGGCCCAAAGGUGCCAACAAGGUGAACCUGGCCGCAAUUUUAUCCGUGCUGGGCAUGGCCGUUGAUGGCGCAAAUGACACGCUAAAGUACCGUUUGCUGGCCGGACGUGAUGACGAUUUUGGCCAGUGGGGACACGAAUACAUGCGCCAUUUGGCUCUUGAAAUCGGUGAAGAAUUCCAUUCUCGUAUUGACGAAAACAAGAAUACCAAGGAUCUGCUGGAUCUGAGCCUUGAGAUUGUUCCGUUUUUCCUGAAGCAUAAUGCCGAGGCUGAUGCUUGUGAUCUCUUACUUGAGGUUGAAAACAUCGACAAAAUCGUUGAGUAUGUGGAUGAGAAUACUUUUGCCCGUGUGGGCCGAUACUUGGUGAGCUGUGCUCCAUUGCUUUCGCCACCUGAUGAUGAGGUUUGCUUGUCGACUGCCUACAAUAUCUAUUUGCAGAAUAACAAGCUUCCUGAUGCUCUGGCUCUCGCUAUUAGACUCGACGAUGAACGUAUGGUUCGUGCUGUUUUCGAUGCUACAGAUGACCAGCUCGUACGCAAACAGCUGGGACUGCUCGUCGGUCGCCAGCGUCAAUGGUUCUCUUCUGAGGACAGUGAGAUCCAAGAGGUUGUUUCGAACACCAAGCUCAACGAGUAUUUCUCGUAUCUCGCCAAGGAGCUCAAUUUGGAGGAACCCAAGCACCCCCAGGAUAUCUACAAGAGCUAUUUGGAGAAUUCGCUACUUGGAGCUGCGUCCACACCAGAUCCUAUGAAACAGAACCUUGCUUCUGUUUUUGUCAACGGGUUUGUUAACUGCGCAUACGGCAAAGAUGAGAUCAUUGAAACUGACCCCGAAAACAAGUCUCGGAUUUAUCACACCAAAAACGCCGGCAUGACCUGUUCCGUGGCAUCUUUGGGACUAUUGCACAUGUGGGAUGUUGUUGAAGGUCUUGGAGUUCUUGACAACUAUCUAUAUUCUCCAGAAGAAUGUAUUAAAGCUGGCGCCUUGCUCGGUGUCGGUGUCGUGAGUGCUGGUGUCCACGACGAAACUGAUCCCGCUUUGGCCCUGCUGGGUGAAUACUUGGAAAAUCAAAGCAAUCCUCUUAGGACCUCUGCAAUUAUUGGAUUGGGUUUGGCGUAUGCUGGUUCUCCCCGUGCUGAGCUUUCGGAUUUACUGCUUCCUCUGGUAGUCGACUCCGAUUUGUCCAUGGAAAUUUCGUCUUUGGCCGCUCUGUCUUUGGGGUUGAUCUUCGUCGGCACAGCCAAUGGUGAUAUUACUACUUCAAUCAUGCAAGCUCUGCUGGAGCGGUCUUCUGCAGAGCUCAGUGACAAGUGGGCUCGUUUCAUGGUGCUUGGCCUUGGCCUGCUUUACGUGGGCAAGGCAGACGAGAUUGAGGAGAUCAUCGAGACUAUCAAAGUUAUCGAGCACCCCAUUGCACUCAUGCUGGAGGUUCUUGUUACGAUCUGUUCUUACUGUGGGUCAGGUAACGUCUUGCAGAUUCAGAAGCUUCUGCGUGAAUGCUCCACCCGCCCCUACGAGGAUGAGGAUGAGGACGACGAAGACGAGGACGAAGAGGUGGAUAUCGCUCCUCAUGAAGCAGGCAUUGCCCCCGGUGCGCCUGCCAUCGGUAGCGAUGAGAGUGAGUCUGGAGCCGAGGACGCUAACGAUACUGAGAUGCAAGACGCUUCUGAAGCAAACGAGUCUGUUAAUACUGAGAUCGAAACCGAAACCAGUUCGGGUGAUAAGCACUUCAACAAGGCUGAGGAUAGACAAGAAGCGGCAAAUGUCAAGGCUUUCUGUGUGCUCGGUGUGGCGCUUAUCGCUAUGGGUGAGGAAAUUGGAUCCGAGAUGGUCAUGCGUCAUUUCGGCCACUUGAUGCACUAUGGUGACGCUCCUAUUCGUCGUGCUGUUCCGCUGGCAAUGGGUUUGGUUUCUGCAUCCAACCCUGAAAUGAAGGUGUACGAGACCUUGUCCCGCUAUUCCCAUGACGCCGACCUCGAGGUCGCAUCCAAUGCAGUGUUUGCUAUGGGUCUGGUAGGUUCUGGUACUAACAACGCUAGAAUUGCACAGCUCCUCAGGCAGCUCGCUGUCUACUACUCGCGUGAUCCUGACUCGUUGUUUAUGGUUCGCAUCGCUCAGGGAUUGUUGCACCUCGGUAAGGGAACGUUGACAUUGAACCCACUUAACAAUGAGCGUUUGAAUCUCAGUCGGGUUGCCCUAGGUGGCCUUCUGACCGUUGCAGUAGCUUUGCUCACUCCAAAGUCGUUCAUUCUUUCUCAGAGUCCUCAGAUGCUGUACUUUAUGACGUUGGCCAUUCAGCCUCGCAUGCUGGUCACUGUCGACGAGAAUCUUGAGCCCAUCAAGGUGAAUGUAAGAGUUGGCCAGGCAGUUGACGUAGUUGGCCAAGUGGGUAACCGCAAGACCAUCACUGGUUGGGUCACUCACACCACACCUGUCCUGCUCGCCAUUGGCGAACGUGCUGAGCUCGAAGACGAUGAGUACUUACCGCUCACCUCGACUCUGGAAGGCAUUGUGAUUCUUAAAAAGAACCCUGAUUUCGAGGCGAAUUAG
Messenger RNA from Wickerhamiella sorbophila, 2886 nucleotides. Its product is annotated as 26S proteasome regulatory subunit RPN1. The transcript has a single exon. Bases 1 to 2886 code for a protein of 961 amino acids. The record is from RefSeq and is a predicted model, not a curated record. Lineage: Eukaryota; Fungi; Ascomycota; Dipodascomycetes; Dipodascales; Trichomonascaceae. Gene Ontology annotation, biological process: regulation of protein catabolic process; proteasome-mediated ubiquitin-dependent protein catabolic process. Gene Ontology annotation, cellular component: proteasome storage granule; nucleus; proteasome regulatory particle, base subcomplex. Gene Ontology annotation, molecular function: enzyme regulator activity.